AUGGGAAAUUAAGUGCCUAAGGCUUCAAUAAUUAUUGGAGGUGUUGCAAUUACAGCUGUACUGUAGUAUAAGUGAAUAUUUUAGAAUCCUGAAUUCAAGAAGAUAAAAAAGAAAUAUUAAUCAAUUAGAGCAGAGUUAAUAAGAAUAGAAUAAUGAAGUGCCUAUCCCAUAACAGCAGAGUUAAUAAGAAUAGAAUAACGAAGAGUAGAUUCCAUAAGAGCAGCCUUUUUAAAAUGCUUAAUAAGUAGUUAAUUAACCCGUAAACUAAAAUGACGAAGACUCAAAUAGCAUUGAUAGUGUGUCAUUCAUAAACAGAGUGAAUAGAGAAUUGAAAGCAUUUGAAGAAAAAUAAGUGCCUCUCUCUUUUGAAGUCUUAACCAAAAUUACAGAGGCAGGAUUUAGAUUAGUGGCUAGAAAUUACAGUUAAAUGUAAUAGAAAAAUAGAGAUGGUAAUGUAUUUUGCUAAUUUUAGAGAGAAGAUAAUUAUUGUAUAAUCCUUAAUUAUACACUUUGAAGGUCUUAGAAUUUAAUAAUGAGCUAGAAAUACUCAUUAAUUAAAUGCAAUUGGAUGUUUGCACUAAGCUUAGAAUAUCAUCUGAAAUAUAUGAAAAUAGCUAUGUUCUAUAAUUUUAAACAUAAGUUGCAUUAGAAAGAUUUAUAGUGUUUUAACUUUCUAUGAGAUAAUAAUUAAUGUAAGUAUUUGUUAUUGAUCGAUUAGAGCAUCAAUCCCAAGCUAAAAAGAAAUUAACGAAUCCUAGUUAGCCUAAGUAGUAGAUAUCCAAUUGAAAAAGCUUGAUGACAUUCAAUAUUUCAAAAAUUAUCUCUAAUAAUUACAAGUAAUAAGUUAUUAUAUUGAAGGGCGAGGACCAAUAAUUCAGCUCAAUUAUUAUUACUGUUUUAUUGUCAGAUAUUGUAUAUUAGUAACUCGGCUUUGAGGAAGAGGAUAUUUUGAAAGCAGUGCAUGCAUAUCCAGUAUUAAAGAAUUAACUGGGUUUGAUUCAACAAAAGGUUCAGGCUGUUAUGGAAAUGUGCUUCCAAUGAUUUAAUAAUAAAGUAUAAUAAAUUUAAAGGGCUU
Paramecium octaurelia is the source of this 1075-nucleotide messenger RNA. The record is from the annotation of a GenBank genome assembly. Lineage: Eukaryota; Ciliophora; Oligohymenophorea; Peniculida; Parameciidae.